Messenger RNA from Silurus meridionalis, 2222 nucleotides. Its product is annotated as protein phosphatase 1 regulatory subunit 37. Lineage: Eukaryota; Metazoa; Chordata; Actinopteri; Siluriformes; Siluridae. Gene Ontology annotation, molecular function: protein binding. Bases 1 to 1545 code for a protein of 514 amino acids. The record is from RefSeq and is a predicted model, not a curated record. The transcript is spliced from 12 exons.
AUGACGAUGAGCGACCAUGCUGAGGAAGAGGAAGUGGCACACCGGCUCGGGGGAAAAAGUCGAAGGGAAAAACGUGUCUCGUUUCCCCCGGAUGAGGAGAUGGUUUCGGGAUACGCUGAGAGCAAGGACGCGCGACAGGACGGCGACAGUCGAAACCUGUCGGAUAUCAUUUCGGCCUACGAGCGGAGCUGCGCGAAGCACAAAGUCGCACCCGAUCCCAGGACACUGGACCAAAUCAAGACACCCCAAGUUUCUCAGCAGAACAUCACCCAGAGUAGCACACUGCCUCCACAGGCUCAUCGUCUGCCUUUUGUGCAUCCUGGUGCCAUUUUUUCCCCAGGUGUUCGUUUGGAUUAUCGCAUGUGCGAGUCUCUGGAGGAGAUCCUGAAAUCCGUCCGCUUUAAUCUGAUCAACCUGCAGGGGGCGGAGCUUGAGGAAAAUGGAGCCUCGUCACUGAUGGAUAUGAUUUCCUACUACGAAUCAGCCACACAUCUGGAUGUGUCCUCUAACACGGAUAUGGGAGUCUCAGGGUGGCAGGCCCUCUCACGUUUACUCAUACAGAGCGGAUGCUUGUGGAGGUUGGAUGCCUGUAACAUCCCCAUCGAGGAUUAUCCUGCACAGGCCCUGUCGAGAGCCCUGCUAAGCAGCCGACUGACAGUACUGCACCUUGAAAACACUGGACUGAGUGGAAAGCCGCUCUUCACGCUCGUUAUCGCACUUUUUGUCCUAGCGGCUCCACACGCUAAGAUUAUUUCCCAUUUCUUUCUCGGAGUUUGCUCUCUAAAGAAGAACAUCGCUCUGCAGGAACUCUACCUGUGUGAUAACGAGCUCAACAGCUUCCACGACGCCAUGCAGUUAGGAGAGCUUCUCAAAUACAAGCGCACUCUCCGAACCCUCGACCUUACCAAUAACGCCAUAUCAGACUCGGGUCUUGAGGAGCUCUGUGAUGGUCUGAGAGUUCAGAAGUCUGGUUUGAGGACGUUAGUGCUGCAUAACAACCGGAUUACUCACCGCGCCAUGACUCAUCUAGGAAGUGUUCUGCCUCUGUUGAGAACGCUGGAAACUUUGGACCUUAGCGAUAACGACCUACAGGACAGAGGGAUGCACGUGCUGAAGGAGGCGCUAAUCAGUAAUCGAUCGAUUACGCGACUCGGCCUGGCCUCCGUAGGAAUAACGUGUGAGGGUGCCGUAGUGUUGGCCGAGUUCUUGGCGGAGUCUCGGUUCCUCCAAAUGCUGGACGUGAGCCAGAACCUCAUCCUCACCGGAGGCCUGAUGGCUUUCGCGCUGGCUCUGAAGCUCAACCGUACUCUCGCUCAUUUAGACCUGGACCGAAAUCCAAACGAGGAGGAGGAUGAGUUUCUGAUCGAAACCCAGAAGGACCUACUGAGCAGGAUCUCGGAUCUGUGCGCGGCAAACGCAGAGGCGGCCUCCGAGAUGGACCGGGGCUCUGCUGCUCUGUUCAAUCACGACGACUGCGACGGGAAAGAUAACAGCGGCGAAGCCGUCGCUCGCCGGGUCCCUGCCCAAACACUUGCAAGCGCAUAAGAGAAAUAAAUACGCCACGAAUAACCCGUAAACUCGGAUUAAUAAAGCUGAAGCGUCUCCCGUUCCUAAUGAAGCCGUGGCCUCCCUGCUGUUUCCAACCUAAUGUUCCUGCUGAGGGCUUUUUUUUUCUUUUCUUUAGAAAAAACCUGCUCCGAAAUGUGAAUUACCUUGAAAACCAACAGAAUGCUUUUCUUUCUUUUGCGCUUUUUGUCACUUUAUUAGAGCGCUGAGUCGGUUCUGUUCGCCAGGCUUCCACCUUCGCUUAAAGUAAAAGACCAAAGUGUGUGUGUGUGUGUGUGUGUUAAUGUAGUAAAACACCGCAUAAUUUACCAAAAAAAAACACUAUUUCUAUUCUCUCACUCGAGGAGAGAAACACGACGUGUGGGAAGACGAACAUAUGUGAGGACGAGGAGGCCGCGAUUUACGUCGGCUCGUAUCCGAGUCUGCGAUUAGCGUGUGUAGCGUGUUACUCUGCGCGCUGAAUGCCGCGUUGAAAGAAAGAAAACGAGGUACGGUGAAGCUUCGAGCUGUGAGUUUAAAAGGUAUUGUUUAUGGAAAGAAUGUUGCAAUCACUUUCGGUUCUUUCUUUUUUUUCUUCCACUUAGUAAAACUCAAUUAUUACACGGAACCUAUGUUUACAGCGACGUGAAAUAUAUUCACUAUAUAUAAAUAUAUAA